GAACAACAGCUGUCAGUGUAACGGCUCACUGAGCGAAUUUUUCAAAUCAAACGAAAAAGCGCCGCUCUUGUGAGAGUCGACACACCUCUGAACACAGCCAUGCAGAGACAAGGCAAAGGCAGGACGCCCCGACGGCCUGGCCCAAAGAGGAGUCCAAAUGUGGAGAAGGAUCCUGUGGGAGUAUACUGUCGGAUCCGUCCUCUGGGACUGGAUGAUCAGGAAUGCUGUGUUGAAAUGAUCAGUAACACCACCAUUCAGCUCCAUGCUCCAGACGGACUAAAGGCCAACCGUAAUGGAGAAUACAAAGAGAUGCAGUACUCCUUCAAAAAAGUAUUUGGUGUUAAUACCAGUCAAGUUGAACUGUUUGAGGAUGUAGCCAAGCCUCUUGUCGAUGACCUUAUUCAUAGCAAAAAUGGUCUGCUGUUCACGUAUGGUGUCACUGGAAGUGGUAAGACAUUCACCAUGACCGGCUCACCUGGAGAAGGUGGACUCCUCCCUCGCUCCCUGGAUAUGCUUUUUAACAGCAUCAGCCCCUUUCAGGCCAAAAGAUUUGUGUUCAAACCAGACGAUAAAAAUGGGAUGGAGAUCCAGGACACUGUGGAGGCUCUCUUGGAAAGGCAAAAGCGUGAUAGCCAGCAGCCAAAUGUGCCCAAGACUCCCUCCUCAAGGCAGAAGGCAGAUCCUGAGUUUGCAGACAUGAUCAGUGCCGAGGAGGCCUGUAAAUCAGAUGGUGUGGAUGAAGACUGCUGUUACAGUGUCUUUGUGUCAUACAUCGAAAUCUAUAACAACUACAUCUAUGACCUGCUGGAGGAGGCGCCAUUUGACCCAAUCAGACCAAAGUGGCUUGAUGGUGGAACUCCUGUGCGAAACAAAGAGUUCAUACCUCCACAGUCGAAGCUCCUACGUGAGGAUCAGAACCAUAACAUGUACGUGGCUGGAUGCACUGAGGUGGAAGUCAAGUCCACUGAAGAGGCUUUCGAAGUCUUCUGGAAAGGUCAAAAGAAAAGGAGAAUUGCCAACACUACACUGAACCGUGAGUCGAGUCGCUCCCACAGCGUGUUCACCCUGAAGCUGGCCCAAGCGCCUCUAGAUGCAGACGGAGACCACAUACUGCAGGACAGAAACCAGGUGAGUGUGAGCCAGCUGUGUCUGGUAGACCUGGCAGGAAGUGAGCGCACCAACAGGACCAGAGCCGAAGGCAGCCGCCUCAGGGAAGCAGGCAACAUUAAUCAGUCUCUCAUGACUUUGAGGACCUGUAUGGAGGUGCUGCGAGAGAACCAGAUGUGCGGCACUAAUAAGAUGGUGCCUUACAGAGACUCCAAAGUAACCCAUCUUUUUAAAAACUACUUUGACGGUGAAGGCAAAGUCCGAAUGAUUGUCUGUGUCAACCCAAAGGCAGACGACUACGAGGAGAGCAUGUUGGUGAUGCGAUUCGCAGAGAUGACCCAGGAGGUGGAGGUGGCGCGACCCAUUGACCGGCCCAUCUGUGGUCUGGCUGCCGGGCGAAGACACAGGAACCAGGCCUUCAAGGAGGAGCUGAGCAGGAGGCUGGAGGAGCGAGGAGGGGCCGCUGCUGCUGUGGAUGACCCAGUGCUGCUGACCCAGCUGAUUGAGAGCCUGCCCCCACUGCCGCCCUGCACCCUGGUGGACCCUGCCGAUGACCAGCUUCUGCCUCAUCUCAUCCAGGUCCUGGAGAAGAGGCAACGUGUCCGCCAGAUAAUGACCGAGCAGUUCAAGAAGACAGCCAGCACCAUUCGAUCCAUGUUGGACCAGUAUGGCUCCCAGAUCAAUGCCAAAGAAGCCCUGAUCCACAACCAGCAGAGCAGACUGGGCGAAAAGGAGAAACUAAUCCUCAAUCAGAAGACUGAGAUCGAUCGCUUGGAGAAGAAGUCUAAGACCCUUGAGUAUAAGAUUGAAAUCCUCCAGAAGACCACAGACAUGUAUGAGCAGGACAAGCGUUCCCUGGAACAGAAGCUGGAGACCCAGGAUCAGCAACUGCAGAAGGAGCUGUCUGAGCGCAGGCGCAUGGAGCAGCGUAUGCAGGGCGUGGUGGCUGACACUAAGCUCAAGUGGGAGAAGGAGUGUGUGAGGCAAGUAAAUGCUAAGCAGCUGGAGAUGCAAAACAAGCUGUGGGUGAAGGAUGAAAAGCUCAAGCAGCUCAAAGCCAUCGUGACAGAGAGCAAUGGCAGCGCAGGAGUGCAAGAGUGCCCCCAGAGGCCAUCCAGAGAAAAGGACCGUGCUGUCAGACAGAAGAGGUCUGCCUCACCCUCACCAGUGGCUGCAUACAGCCAGACCACCUCUCACCCACCUCACCACUCCCACAACCGAGCAGUGCAGGUCUCACCUCCCCCCUCCUCCUCCCCCUCUUGCUCUCCUCCCUCGCAACGCUCAGUGGCGUCGUGCAUCUCUCAAUGGGAGCAAAGAUGUCCGAUGGAGGUGGGGGAGCAGAGCAGGCAGGGCACCCCCCAGCACAGGACCCCCAUGUGCAGCAGCGUGGGGCGCAGGAGAGGCAAGCACUGGGCUCCGGGCUCCCAGGCCCCAGCCACGCCCUUGUUCUACGGGCUGGGACUGGAGACAGACAUCAGGCCCAUCCCCGUGCACCCCACACACCGGCGUUCUCACUCGUGCGGUGCAGAGAAGUGGGUGGAUCACAAGCCCAGCACAAACCUGGAGCUCGACACUGUCAUGCAGCCCAUCAUCCACAAUGCCAUCACAGUGUCCAGCCCCAACGAGAAGGCCCUGUCCAAGUGCCACAAAUAUAUGCUCAGGCACCAAGAGCUGGCCUCAGAUGGAGAGAUCGAAACCAAGCUCAUCAAGGGUGAUGUGUUCAAAACCAGAGGAGGAGGACAAGCUGUGCAAUUUACAGACAUUGAGACACUGAGACAGGAGAAUCCCACAGGCCCCAGUCGAAAGCGGAGAUCAGGGUCGGCAGAUUCCCUUCAGAUGGAGGACAGAGAAAACAGGCCCCCUGUGACGAGUUCGGGCCCUGCAUAUCAGAAGCGGAGGAAGCCCUGAGUUGCUGUUGACCACAUAUCUGGAUCUUCUUGACUUGUUCCCCUCGAGCCCACAGGAGGCGCUCCAGAACAGAGAAGACAUGUGGUGGAAACUGCAUUAUCCUGAAGGCAUUACUGUGCAAUUUUAAGUCACUUAUUUGUAAUAUUUUGUUGGCCAUGCAGCCAUGAAUCCUUUCAGUGUAUUCUGUUUUUUGCUUUAUUUUAUUGUAGCUUUUAAAUCCAUUUUGUAUCCACCCAAAGAGUACACCUCCUGCUUUAGAGAUGUUGAGAAAUGCUUUUUGAAAAAAACACUUUUGUGUUGGUUUAAUGGACUUUGAAUAAGAAAAAAGAAUGACUUCAUGCUGGAUGUAUAUACUGGCUAGUUCACUCGUUGUACGUUCACUACGUUGUAGAGGAGCUGUUUGUAUUAAGUACUUUUAACAUUUGUAUAUUCAACAUCGGUGUAGCUGUAGCACCUGUUCUUUUUGAUAAGAUUAAAUUUCUUUAAAC
Periophthalmus magnuspinnatus is the source of this 3503-nucleotide messenger RNA. RefSeq names its product kinesin family member 23 (gene kif23). NCBI's taxonomy places the organism in Eukaryota, Metazoa, Chordata, Actinopteri, Gobiiformes, Gobiidae. Bases 100 to 3015 code for a protein of 971 amino acids. Gene Ontology annotation, biological process: microtubule-based movement. The transcript has 24 exons. The record is from RefSeq and is a predicted model, not a curated record. Gene Ontology annotation, cellular component: nucleus; microtubule; kinesin complex. Gene Ontology annotation, molecular function: microtubule motor activity; ATP binding; ATP hydrolysis activity.